AAAACGUCAAAAGCAAGCGCGAACGAAAACAAACACGCAAAAGUUUUCGCUUCUUCCGAAAGAAAAUGCAAAUUUUCCAAAACCAGUGCAAAAGUAGCGAUUAUGUGCAGUGAUAAUUAAAUCCAUAUUUCGUAACGCAAGCCUACAAACCAAAGAACCUGCCAGCAUGAUGGACCCGUCGACCGUCGUCCCGUCGGGGGAGAUGGAUUUCUCCGCGUUUGUGCUGGACCUGAACCAAAGUCCCAAAAUUGACUGCACUGCCGUGACGGGAACCGAGAUCCACCGGUGCUGCGCCCCCGAGUCCCGGCUAUCGGCCGAGUUCGAAAACAAAAUGCAAAAGCUCAUCACCAACUUUGACCUGGACGACGACUUGGGAAUGCCGGCGAUGCGCUUCAGCGAUCCGGAACCGGUGCUGAACGAUGAACUGGACGGCACCAUCCUAGCGGACCGCGACUAUCCCAUCGAGUCGCUGGAUACGACGGUGGACAAUGAGGACGACCCGCUGAACCUCACCGCGGAUGAUUGCGACGAUAGUGGCGAUGCCGGUUGUAGCUCCGAUGAGCAGCAGCAAGAAUCCCGCUCCCUGUCCCUGUCGUAUUCCAUUUCGCACGCCCAGGAAAACUUUUCCCAAUACUCGCAAAGCACCGGUCUCUCGAAGCGGUACGAUUCGCCGUGUUCCUACGAGGAUGACCGGGAAUCGGAAGGCACGAAUUUUGACAAGCUGGACGAUUGGUCCGACCUGAUCAGUGACCUCCACAAUAACAACAACAACACCAGUGUGGACGCGGCCAAUCGGGAGUUUAAGGAGUACCUGGACGAUUUUCUAGGCAAGGAUCAGCAAAACGGUGGGUCGACGAGCGGAAUCGGAACCAGUGAGGAUGGAACAAGCGAUACCAAAGAGCCGGAAAGUUCCUGCGAGGAAGAGCAGCAGACGGCGGCGGAGAAACGAAACAAAGACUCCCGCCCGGACACGCCAGCCCUGGAACGAAAGGCAAAGGGCCAGCACAACUAUCUGGACUACCGUGAUCCCGGGCUCGCGGACUUUGACGACGAUGCCAUGAUGCAGGGUGCCAUCGACGACAACUCGAACGUGUUGCUGAUGACCACUACCACCGACGGCGUCGGAGUGUUCCGGGAGCAAGGUAUCUCCGUGAAGCGCAAAAUGUGCGAGGACAAAGAGGACUGCGAGCGGCGGCUGGAACUGAUUGUGGAAAAGUUUCAAAAAACGGACAUCGUUCCGGACCGAGGACAGCAUGCUCGGCUGCUGGACGAGCAAACGUUUACCCGUUGGUGCCAGAUCGACUCGACGCCGACGCCAGUUUUGACCCCCUCCUGCAUGGACGCCGACGCAGAGAACCAGACCGACGACGAGAAACUGGUCAUGCUGGACGGAGAGGAGGACGCGACGGACUCUCCGGUAGCCACGACUCCGACCAAUCCGCGCAACAUGCAGCGGCUGUUCAGGACACUGGCCAACGAGGAGGAUGGCCUUGGCCAGGCGGAUGAAACUCUCGAGCAGCAGCUUGCCAGCGAAUCCGACAGUCAAUUAUUCACCAAACAGCGUUAUCAGAAGAAACUGGUCGGAAAAAUUGAUCCGGCCCAGUCGGUAGCAGGUUCUUCCCGGAAGACGCUCAAGCUGCCCCUGAUGAAGCAACAAAAGUAGAUUGCUCCUGGAGGUGAAGUUUUUGUUCCUUAUCAGCUCCAUGUUUCUUUCUGAUCUCGACUUUAUUAUUUUUUCAUAUGAUUAUUAUUUCUUUUGACGAAGAGCAGGAUUUUCGUUCGUCAGUAUUUUGUUAAACCAAGUUAUUUCUUUUCCUAUCGUUUCGAGAGCGAUUAACUGCUAGUCAGGCAGAUUUUCUGAGUCUGAUCAAAUCAGUUCUGCCACAAGAUAUUAUCGGGCCGGUAGAAUACAACAUCGUAUAAGAACAAAAAAAUAAUACUCUACACUUAACAUGCUCAAGCGAAAGGCUAGAUUUUACCUAACAAUAACAUUUGUUAACUGAAUUGGAUCAUUUAACCAAACAAAAAGCAAACUAUUACUCAUAUAAUACGGAAUGUUAUCACUAAAAAGUGGACAACUUUCAAUGAGAAAAGUUGUCCCAUUUGAACUUUACUAAUUUGAGAGAGUGUGAGUAUUUGAAAAUAAAAAUAGAUAGCUUUACGAAUCUAAGAAUGAAGGAAACCUUUUACCAGUACCUAUAGUUUGGCCCGAGUGGUAGGCCUCAUCAGAAAACAGAACAGAAUCUUUAAGCAAAGUAAAAAUAAAGUACCAUAACGAAGAAAAAUUAAACAUUAUAGACUCAACCCCUGAAACAAAACCGAAGAAGACUUAGUAAAAAUAUACUAGAUUACAGUGAAACAG
This is a messenger RNA of Culex pipiens pallens (northern house mosquito), 2362 nucleotides long. RefSeq lists its product as uncharacterized. The record is from RefSeq and is a predicted model, not a curated record. Lineage: Eukaryota; Metazoa; Arthropoda; Insecta; Diptera; Culicidae. The transcript has 3 exons. Bases 167 to 1663 code for a protein of 498 amino acids.